This is a messenger RNA of Chlamydomonas reinhardtii, 2120 nucleotides long. RefSeq lists its product as uncharacterized. Gene Ontology annotation, biological process: retrograde protein transport, ER to cytosol; endoplasmic reticulum unfolded protein response. The transcript has 8 exons. Gene Ontology annotation, cellular component: endoplasmic reticulum lumen. Lineage: Eukaryota; Viridiplantae; Chlorophyta; Chlorophyceae; Chlamydomonadales; Chlamydomonadaceae. The record is from RefSeq and is a predicted model, not a curated record. The coding region runs from base 131 to 1447 and encodes 438 amino acids.
CAUCAGAACUUCACGUCGUGCCCUCCUAGUCUCAGCCUGCUGCUUUCGAUCGACGUUCUCAUUGCCAAGCAGGGCCAACGUCGCGUGCUCAACAGCUUUUCACUCGCUGCAACGCAACAAUAGUAUAGAGAUGUUUAGAUUACGAUUAGCAACGUGUUUGGUUUGGCUGGGAUGGAUUUGGUCGCUGGCUCCGCCUCCUUUUGUGGACGCUGCAAGCAUCACUGUGAUAACAGACUCGGUCAGCUCGUUCGCGCUGCCGGACCCAAGCGAGCCCAAGUACAUCGUGACAUUAGCUGGACCUAAGGGCUCCAACUUAGCAGGCGUAGUGUCUAGUGGCGCCGAGGCAUCGGCUGACACCGGCAGCAGCGAGGCGCCGGCGGAGCCGGCCGCGGCAGCCCGCCGUAUUACCAUGACUGCCGCCAACGGGCGCCGCUACACGUGUAGUCUGCCGCCGGAUAGCGCCACCGGCGGUGCAGCCGCCACGGCCCUAGCAGCAGCACAGGCGGUAGCAGCUGCUGAGUCCUCAGUGGCGUCUGGGUCAUCAGCAGGGUCCACGGAAGCGCAGGCAGCGGCCGUGGACGCAUCCACAGCUGGUAGCACGGCGGCUUCUGUGGCCGCGGACACGGGGGCGGCUUAUGGGCAAAAGACGCCGCACGAGCUGUUAGAAGCCAUGUCGGCGCUGUGCCUGUACCGGCAGGAGGGGCUGUGGACGUACGAGAUGUGCUACAAGAAGCACGUGCGCCAGUUCCGGCAGGACGCCAGCGGCCGCAAUGAGGACUUCAGCUGCGGCAAGUACACGGGCGACGAGGAGCAGAACAGCAGCAUCCUGCUGGACGCCAGCUCCACGGCGGUGCCCAUCCGCUACGUGUCGCACGUGUUCUCUGGAGGCGCCAAGUGCACCAUGACCGGCGCCGAGCGCACCGCUGAGGUGCGGUUCACGUGCCUGCCUGACACCACUGACAACGUGCUCGUGUCCAUAAAGGAGUUUCCCACCUGCAACUACGUCUUUGUUGUCACCACGCCUUUCCUGUGCAAGCACCCGCUCUUCAAGCCGGCGGCCGAUAAGAACGUUGCGAUCAAGUGCGAGCCCAUCCCCUCGGCAGCUGACGGCGAGGAGGAUGCAGCACAGGCACAGGAAUCAGACACGGCUGCGGGCGGCCGCUCGGCCACGGACGAAGCUGGCGGGCUGGGCACUGCACCGCCCCCGGCAGCGGCGCCAGCUGCGGCCAGUAGCAGCGACACGAGCAGCACAUGCGAGGCCGGCGACGGCACGUGUAGCGCAGGCGGGGACGGCGAGAAAGUCGAGGCGGCCAACAAGGGAGCGGACGCCGUUAUUGCGGACGAGGCGGAUGGAAGUGGUGCGGAGGACGAGGAUGAUGACAGUGAAGACACAGGCACCGACGUCGAUGCAGCUGAGGAUUUUACAGGGCCACCGGUCGCUCUGUAGUGUUAUACUUGAGGGGAAAACGUUAAGUACCGGCAGCACGUCAGCCCAGUGCGCAUUGGGGCGGUUGAGCGCAUGAGCAGAACUGAGCCGGGCUAGGAGGGCCGCAACCACCAUCCCAGGCGUCAUUGAGGGGCAGGUUCUGGCUUUGGUCCUGACUCAGGAAUCAGGCCCGCAGGGAUGAGACUUCAAAAGCCAGACUGCGAAGGCUUGGGGCAUGGUGGUCACGUGGGUGGUCACUGGUCGGGCGCGGGCAAGGUGGUUAGUGCCCGCAACCCCUCAAGUGACUGCUCUUCCCCUGCACCCGCACGAAGCCUAAUCAGGCUACCGCGAGCCUAUCAUACGACAUACGUGCCUUGGGUCGGGUGAUGAUGUGGGGCGCGGUGUAUGGAGGUGGCAUCCUGUACGUUUACGUGGGCGCCUCAUUGCGCUACGUCGCCGAGCAGGUUUGAUUUUGUGGCGUGAGAGCGCCUCACCCCGUUAGCGCUGAGCGCUGUGCCGCAGUAGGGUGAGAGUUACGGGGUAGAAUUUCAUGCGUGAGACAGUCGGCUCGCUUCCGAUGUAGGCGUUAGAGCAUUGGGGUAGUCUUUCGGAGGUUUGGGGAGGGCGGGGGAGGGCGGGGGAGAGCGGAGGGGGCUGAGAUCCGUGCCGCUGCCAUGGGGCCCUCGGGCCAAUC